Messenger RNA from Bactrocera latifrons, 1982 nucleotides. It is a transcript of the gene Gclm, whose product is annotated as glutamate--cysteine ligase regulatory subunit. Gene Ontology annotation, cellular component: glutamate-cysteine ligase complex. NCBI's taxonomy places the organism in Eukaryota, Metazoa, Arthropoda, Insecta, Diptera, Tephritidae. Bases 253 to 1074 code for a protein of 273 amino acids. The transcript has a single exon. The record is from RefSeq and is a predicted model, not a curated record. Gene Ontology annotation, biological process: glutathione biosynthetic process. Gene Ontology annotation, molecular function: enzyme regulator activity; glutamate-cysteine ligase catalytic subunit binding.
UGUCAUUUGCUUUACGAUUGUCGAUCGAAGUGAUUGGUGUGCUCUUGUUAGUUGUUGUUUUACUUGUUCGCAUAUCAGAGAAACUAUAGAACUGUAUAUAAAAACUAUAAACGCAUGAGACAAAUUUUAGACGAUUUAGUGUAGCAUACUUGGAACAUCAAAGGCAGCGUUAGACACCAGUUACGUUUUAUAUACAUACACACUCCGAGCCGAUUCAUUUUUUUUUGUGUAGAUUACGCACCCAUUGGUACAAUGAUUCCGGCAAUAACAUCGAAUGACAAAUUUCACAAUGUUAUUAUUAGUACAGGAAAUAUUCUUAACUUAAAUAACCAAUUAGGUGGAAAGUCAACUGAAGAAAUUCUGGAUGGUUUAAGUUUGACUUUACAGUGCCAAGCAGCGGCCUCGCAAGUGGAAUUGAUUGAAGCAGAUGGUUGUGUGCUCCGAGCCACAGAAGAGCUUAAGCAGAAGUUAACCGAAAACGACCGAUCAGAUAUUAGUAUUGGUGCAAAAAUAUUUUUAAACAAAAAUUCUAGUGCAUAUAUAAAGCAGGCGAUAAGAACAUUGUUGCAUGUACUUAAGGUCGAGCACGUGGACAACGUGGUGUUAGCGUAUCACCCGACAACUGGAGAUAACUCAUCAAACACCAACAGUAAAGAAGAUGUUCAAAGUAAUGAGAAAUCAGAUCAAUUGAAAGAACUUUGGUCGUCAUUGGAAGAGUUUGCUCAGCAAAAGAAAAUAACACAAUUGGGUAUUGCAGAUUUGGAUAUUGACCAACUGCGCCAAUUAUAUGCCACAGUCAAGGUUCAUCCAACCAUAGCGCAAAUUAAUUUGGAAUCGUGCUGUGUAGUGCCGCCAGCAUUACAAGAAUAUUGUACAAAACACGAUAUACAACUGUUGACACAUAGUGAUCCAGAAGUUUUGCUAUCUGAUGAACAAUUCAUUGUUCCCGGAUACCAAGUGGAUUGGACUUUACGUUAUCAAGUACAUGUCCGAUGUCGCGGUGUAAUAACUGCCAAAGGCUACAUACUUGGAGCCAGCAAAUGCGACCAAAUAGAAAAACAAGUUGCAGUUUGAACGCCAUUUUAUUUAGUUCAGAAGCUAUCAACGCGGGUGGAGGGCAAUUGCGCGUAAUUUGUGUGUGUGUUUGUGCUACUAAAGAGUGAGACUGGUUCAGCGAUCGUGACUAAAUUUGUGGGUCCAAAACUUUAUUGUGGUGAAUCCAAAUAUACUAUUUAUGAAAGUAGUAAAGGGAUUUGAUGGCCUUACUGGAUGCAGCAUGCUAAGCUUUUGUAUCACUGCAAAAAAUAGAUUAUCACACAUCCUAUAUGCAUAUGAAUUUAUAUAGACGAAGUAGUUUGCGCCCCAUAAAAAUAUACUUAUAUGUUAUAUAUGAUUAUUUACAUUUUAUAUUUUAUUGCUGCUACAUAUAAUUAAAGCAAUAUUGAGGCAUUGCAAAUAUACAUAUAAUAAACAUUAACACGUCUGAAAGACAAAUUCGAAAAGUAAAAGUUUACGAGUGUAUAUAAGCUACAAAAUAAAAAAUCAGAAAUACAAACUGAUAAUAUGUAAUAAAAUGUUGUAAAGAUUUAUUGUUUUACAUUUAAUAUUAACACACAACUGCUGACAUUUUCCUAAAUUAAGAAAAAAAAACACUUUUAUCAAAUUUGUGCAUUAAUUUUUGAAUAAUACAUUAAAUAAUAGAAAAUAAUUAAAAUAUGUUUUCGUAAUUCAUAAACAUAAAACUAUACAUGCAUAUAGACGUAUUUAUACUAAUAAAACUGAAAUAUGCAUUGUAAACUUAAAAUAAAGCCAUGAAAUAGGUAUAAUAUGAAAAACAAAACACCUGCAAGCUAUGGGUUUAUACAUACUUAUGUAUGUAGAAUUUUCUUGUAUUAAUGUAGUAAUGUAAUUGCACGAUUCGCUGCAAUUUCACAGUAAAUAUUUUUUUUUAGUUAAAAAUAAAUUAUAUGAAAAACAACGAA